UGAACUUCUGGACAAAGUUAAAGCUGCAAUUUAUCUUUCUCUUGAUGAAUUGUGGGAUAUUCCAGAAAAAACAGCACUUUUGGCCACGAUUUUAGAUCCUCGUCUUAAAGGCCUUCGAUUUGUUAAUCAAGAUGAACGUAUCAAUAUUCAAGAAAAACUUAGAAAAAAAUAUCAAGAAUUAAAAGAUAAUCAAGAUAAUAUUUUAUUAGCGACACAAGAUAAUGAUCAUAAAAACUCUUUUUCAAUUUUAUCAUUAUUAGCAUGUGAUUAUCUUGGUGUUCCUGCAACAUCAGUUCCAAGUGAAAGAUUGUUUUCUGAUGCUAAUGUUCACAUUUCAGCUCGUCGAACUAGAUUACGGCCAAAUUUA
Molecule: messenger RNA, 367 nt
Organism: Cetraspora pellucida
Lineage: Eukaryota; Fungi; Glomeromycota; Glomeromycetes; Diversisporales; Gigasporaceae
Source: the annotation of a GenBank genome assembly